This is a messenger RNA of Venturia canescens, 2704 nucleotides long. Its product is annotated as TBC1 domain family member 13. Gene Ontology annotation, molecular function: GTPase activator activity. Bases 621 to 1814 code for a protein of 397 amino acids. The transcript has 9 exons. Gene Ontology annotation, biological process: intracellular protein transport; activation of GTPase activity. Lineage: Eukaryota; Metazoa; Arthropoda; Insecta; Hymenoptera; Ichneumonidae. The record is from RefSeq and is a predicted model, not a curated record.
AUAUCACGUGCAAUUUAUUGUAAAAUAACCACCGUAGAGUAAUUUUCAAUCUCCGGGUAGUUGAUUUUUUUUUUAUGAACAUUAUUAGGUUAUGUUGAAGUCUGUCUGUUGAACGUGCAUCGCACACACGACAGGACAGAGGAGUGACAGCAAAACGAGAGAUAGGAGAUAGAUAGCAUAUAGCAAUAGUAAACUGUAACCGUAACAUAUCGUGAAACAUUAGCACAUAUGGGGGAGAUAAGAGCAGGGUCCUUUGAAAAAUGUAAAGAUAAAUUGCACGAUCGAGUAGUUCGACACGAGAUAAAUAGGCUUUUAUGUCCAUAGAGACCAACCAAGCUUUCAUACAAAGAAACAUUUAAAAUGGCGCUGGAUAUCCAUGUUAAUUUCUCAUAGGAACAUAAUUAAACUGUUUUGUUAGAACAAGUGUUGUGCACGAGGUGUCAUCUGUACCACUGUACCGUCAUAGAGAUAUAAUAUAUGUGUUUUGUGUAAUUCAGGCCAUACGCCUACCGUAUACCGACGAGACAAAUUCGUUGAAAAGACACAUUUUACAUAUUUUAUUUUUAUUCAAUUCGCAUCGACACAAGUGUCAGUUAUCAAAUGUGCCAGCCAUUCACGACAUGAGUAUCUUGAAAAAACGAUUAAUCGACUUUGAGGAAGUCUUGCAUGAGGAGGAAAUCGACAUUGCGAACUUGAAAAGGAUAUGUUUCCAUGGAAUACCGGAUGAAGGAGGACUGCGGUCUCUUUGUUGGAAAUUAUUGUUGAAUUAUUUACCCCUCACAAGGGUGAGCUGGUCUGAAACUUUGUCUCGCAAGCGUGAACUUUACAAACAAUUCAUAGACGAUUUAAUUGUUAUGCCCGGAGAAUCCACAGAAGAUGGGGAAAGAGUUGAUGUUACUUUGCACGAUCAUCCAUUAAAUUCAAAUCCUGGUAGCAAAUGGCAGACUUUCUUCAAGGAUAACGAAGUCUUAUUACAAAUAGACAAAGAUGUUAGGAGACUCUGUCCGGACAUAUCAUUUUUUCAACAAGGCACGGAUUAUCCUUGUCAGGCUGUGGUCGGUGCAAAUGGCCCGAAGCGUUUACACUGUCGAGUUCAACAUACGGUGCUCAGAAGUGCAAACGUUGAGCGAAAAGGCUUGGGUGUCACUAAGCAGAUAGCUGUGUCAGUUAGAAAAGCAGCAGAAGAUUAUGCACCGUUGACCGAAGGGGGCGAGGCUCAUUGGGAAGUACUUGAAAGAAUUUUGUUCCUUUACGCUAAAUUGAAUCCUGGCCAAGGAUACGUGCAAGGAAUGAACGAAAUCGUGGGUCCGAUUUAUCACGCGUUCGCCUGCGACCCUGAUAUUUCCUGGCGAAAACACGCUGAAGCCGAUACUUUUUUUUGCUUUACUAAUCUCAUGGCCGAGAUACGGGACUUUUUUAUAAAAUCUCUCGACGAAGCAGAGUUCGGUAUAAAUGCAAUGAUGUGCAAGUUAACUCAACAAGUUAAGACGAACGAUCAUGAAGUUUGGAUGCGUUUACAGCAGCAAGACUUGUGUCCGCAGUACUACAGUUUUAGGUGGCUGACUCUUUUACUUUCGCAAGAAUUCCCGUUACCCGAUGUCAUGAGAAUCUGGGAUUCUCUUUUCGCGGAUGAAAAGAGAUUCAGUUUCCUCAUUCACAUAUGUUGUGCAAUGAUUUUAUUGUUAAGAGAUCAAUUACUGGAUAACGAUUUUGCAAGCAAUGUGAAACUUUUGCAAAAUUUCCCAUCGAUGGACAUACAAAUUGUGUUGUCAAAGGCUGCGAAUUUGGCUGGCAAAUCUCUUAAUAGCCCUUAAUGUCGUGAUUGAAAAAGUGGAAAUAUCAAAUCGAAACUUCCCAUUGUAAUGCAUGGUCGAAAGCGAUUGGUUCUAUUGAGAAUGUUUUACACACUCGUAUCCAAAAUUAGAUUUCUCGCAAGCUGCUGCAUUUAGUGAUUCGGCAGGAAUUUUUAUAAAAUUCGGUUUCAAUUUUCUUUUUCCAAUUUGCUUAUGAAUUUUGCCCAGUUAUCAGAGAAAACUUUCGUCAAAGUCUUGGAAAUCUGAUCGUGAUACAAAAUCUUUCUACAAAAACAUAUCGAAAAAUGGUCGUUCGACAAUCGAUGAGUGACUCGUGAGCCUUAUCGCAUAAAAUUUUUUGUUCAUCUCGCAAAUCUUGAAACUCUACCUUUUCUGUGAUUGGCAACUACCCAAAUAACGUAGAAGCAAAAUGUUAAUUUGCGAAUAAAAGUGUAGAACAAGCUCAAUGGUAAAAAGCGACGGAAAAAGAAUGAAACGCGCGUAAGUUACAAACUUGAAAGUUUUGGAAACCUAAAUCCUCGCAAAUUCCUUUUUUUGUCGCUUUAUUAUAAUCGCGAAUAGCGACAAAAAACGUCCAGAGCACGGAGAAGCUCGUAACAUAAACGCAAUAAAAUCCAAGAUCUUCUCUAUCGAAUUUGUCGUAAAUGACGAUUUUUAUAUAAGAUCAUCGGUCGGACUGACAUUUAUAAUAACUCGUACGUAUACUCAAAAUAGCUUUUAAUAAGGAUAAAAAAAAUAUAUAAAUAUAUCUACGAGGCUGAUUGAGAAGAAACGAAAAAAUGAUUUUACAAUGAUCUUAUUUUUCUAAUGAUCUUCGUUACUUCACUUACGUUUAUAAAUAAACUGUUAUAUAUGUAUACACGACUGUUAAUGCACACUUAGCAUACUGA